AUGUUUGUUGCAAGAGAAUUCGAAGCCGCCAAUGCCAAGUAUGUCGCCUCUUUCACAAAAGGCGACCUACAGCUACCUCCACAGCGAAAGGUAGCCGUGGUAGCUUGCAUGGAUGCACGUCUAGAUCCCGCUCGCGCACUCGGCCUCGAAGAAGGCGAUGCGCACGUAAUCCGCAAUGCUGGGGGCAGGGUCUCUGAUGCAUUGCGCAGCAUCAUUAUUUCACAGCAGCUGCUCGGCACUCGUGAGAUCGUUAUCGUGCACCAUACGGACUGUGGGAUGUUGACGUUCACUGACGAAGUCAUCCGCGACAAGAUUCGUGGGGAACUACACCAGAAUGCCGAUCAUAUUGCGUUUUUGCCGUUUGGGGAUCUUGUGCAGAGCGUUAAGGACGAUAUUCUGUGGCUGAGGAAUAGUCCGCUUGUUUUGGAUGUUCCGAUUACGGGGUAUGUGUAUGAGGUUGAGAGUGGGAGGAUUGUGAAAGUUGAGGAUCAGUGA
Messenger RNA from Penicillium bovifimosum, 495 nucleotides. Its product is annotated as beta-class carbonic anhydrase. The transcript has 4 exons. The record is from RefSeq and is a predicted model, not a curated record. Gene Ontology annotation, molecular function: zinc ion binding; carbonate dehydratase activity. The coding region runs from base 1 to 495 and encodes 164 amino acids. Lineage: Eukaryota; Fungi; Ascomycota; Eurotiomycetes; Eurotiales; Aspergillaceae.